AGUCGGAGCCACUCCGAGCGGAGGCACGAGGCACCCGGACUUUUGGACAGGAAACAGAUCUUGCAAACGGCAAGCACCUCUGAGAAGGAUGUUGUCACCCUUGCUCAUUCUCCCUCUGCUGCUGGGAACCACAGCACACGGCCCGGUGAACAGAGCAGCAUCCAGGGAUGUCACCACCUUUUUCCAGCUGGCUCAGGAGGACACUUGGCAGAAUGUCAAUCUCAACAGCAUGUCCUGUGAGGAUCAGAAGAACAGGACCUGGAUCACACUGCAGCUGACCAACAGCAGCCUGACAGCUUUCCCCGUCUGCCUUCCAGAGGCCCUGGAGACCUUGGAUCUCAGCAAUAACCUCUUGGAAGUGGUGAAUGGCACAGAGAUAGCAAACCUCCCACAUCUGCGUGUCCUCUCGCUGAGGCACAACCACCUCUGGUCAGUGAGGUGGGGAUCUGAAGCCCUCAGCAGUCUCCUCAAGCUGGACUUGAGCUUUAAUAAGCUGUCAUCUGUGCCAUCCUGCCACGGCUCUGCCCUGCCUAACCUAAGGUGGUUGUCCUUGGCUGGAAAUCCCCUGAUUGAAAUCCAGCCACUGGCUUUUUCCUGCUACCCUCAGCUGCAGGUCUUGAACCUCUCUGCAACACUGCUUGGGCAGGAUGACAGCAGAGGAAUUAGGGACUCUGCUUUUGCCAUCAGCACAGAUCCCAACGAGGCCAUGAACAGGCCUGGAAACUCCAUCAAUGUGCUUGAUCUGAGCGGGACCUUUUUUGAAAAAAUUCAACCAGAGUGGGCCAGAGAUUUGGCCAACCUCAGAUCACUUCACCUGACAAACAUGCCACGGUUAAGAAGCCUCGACAGCGACAUCUUCAAGUCUCUGCCUGGUCUCCGAGAGCUGCACUGUCAGGACUCACGUUCUCUGGGUUUCGUGCAGACAGAGAUGUUUGACAGUGCUCUUCAUCUGAGCCAUCUCUCAUUUGAGAACUGUAACCUGAGUUCCUUUAAUCCUUGGAACACCAAUUCAUCGGAUGGCAUCAUCAUCAACUUAUACGGGAAUCCUCUGCUGUGCAACUGCCAGCUCUCUUGGCUGCUGUCCAAGCCCAAGAAAGUUGUUCUGCAAAAGGCUUGGGAGACUUUUUGCACAUCCCAGGAAGAUUUGGGCAGACCUUCGACAUCUUUUUCACUGCUGGAGCUCUACGAUAAAUGCCAGUCAGAGAACAAUGUUACACAGCCUGAUUCAAACACAGCCCUUCCUGAUCGUGAUGCUUUCAACUUCACCAGUGAUGAUGCCUCUGCUGUAGUAACAACAGACUCAGCUCUGCUGACCACAGAUUUGACUCACACCAGCUCCCUAAUCCAGAGGGAUGUGAUGAGCAUGACAGCAUCCAACCCAACUGAGCCCAUCCUAGCAAAGGCCAACAGUUCCUCACACGAGGUGGAGGCAGUUUCGGAAUCCACAAGCAGUUCCCCUUCCUUGGCAUCUGUAACCUCCUUCCCGGUUUUUCUCCAAGAGCUCUUUGCUCAGUUCCCAGACCACAGCUCCACAAGUCCAACUGGAACAGAACAGCUACAGAGAGGGCUCAGAACAACUGACACAACAUUCCCCUGGGAAGGGUCAUUCAACCAGACCACCAGUGAUUAUUCCUCUGGAGGAACAGGAGUCCCCCACACCACCAACCAGCACACUCACUCCUUUGCCACCCAUGCCAUGGAAGGUACCCCCCAAAUGAGUCCCCCACAGCUGAACUCCACAAGGAGCAGUGCCCACUCAGAGCCUGCACCCACCACGCCAUCACCACAUUACACCGAUGACUAUGACUACGAAGAACAACCAAAGGAGGAAACGCCGGUGCAAACGGCCCAGGUCGCCUGUGACUACAAUCCUUGCAGGCACCUGCAGAAGCCAUGCAGGGAACUCCAGAAUAUAUUCCAGUGUUCAUGUCCUGGCACGUCAAGGGAAGAUGAGAUUCCAGACCCACCCAGGCUCAGAGAGGUGAUUGAAAUCACUGACAGCUCUGCACAGAUACGCUGGUGUGCCCCAUAUUCAGUUGUUCACAGCUAUGAGCUGAUGCUUCGUGCCCAAGACAAUGAGGACAGGCAGUUUGUAAUGGACAACAUCUACCCCACAGCCAGGCAGUACACUCUGUACAACCUGCUACCAUUCACCACUUACCAUAUCUGUGUGACUGCCUCAAACAAAGCAGGGUCAAGCCAGACAACAGGCCAGGAAAUUCCAGGUAAUUCGUGCACCAGCUUUAAAACAAAACCCAGCUACAAGUAUGUUUUUGCUGGUCUGUCUGCAGCAAGUGGACUCUUUCUCAUUACCACAAUUAUUUUGUCUGUAUGUCUGUGUAAGGCAUGUAAAAAGCCUCAGAGUGAGCAGUAUGGCACACACUUAGUCUCCUACAAGAACCCAGCAUUUGAUUAUCCCUUAAAACUGCAAACCACUAAUUAGGUCUGGGUGAUUGUUCUACGCAUUCAAAGUUCACUAUCUCCAUCACCUUGGUGUGUUUUUUGUGAGACUCUGAAAGUGUACUUCAGCAAAACCAUGAACCAUCAGAUUCCAUAACCCUGACAUUUCUAACAGAGAGAAAACCACCAAAAAAAGGGAAAAUCUAAUAAUGAAGGCAGUCAACCAGAAGAAAGUCUUUGGACUCCUGUUCCUGUGCUAAGCAGCAGCAAGCCUGGGCACUAACCUUGAAAAGUUGUUUUUGUAAUCACCUACAGAUAGAGUAGCAUAAAUUUCACACAGUGAGAGGCUGCCUGGCCAGCUGUCUGCCUCCAGUAUCUCUCAUGAACACAGUCAGAUGAGAGCUCUAAUCCAAGGUGCAUUAAGCUUAGCAAGACGUACUCUGCUUUUAUUCACAGAGCAAAGCUGGGGGUUCAAUUUUUUAAAGGUAUUAUCCAUAAAGGGACUAUAGCUGAAAGGAGUGAGUGGGCUCAGUGAUAAGGUGUUGUGCAGAUCUAAGUAAAUGCAGUAAAUGCAGUGGAUGCAGAUGAUCAAACAGUUCAGGAAAAAGAAACAUGAAAUUUAAUUGUAGUCACAGAUUGUGCAGGAUCUUUAGGGCAGGGGUAAUUGUUUUGUUCUGACUUUUUAUGAGGUUGUCCACAGCUGAGCCUCCCAAGUGCUUCCCCAAAACAAGCCCACAGGCAGUGGGGGGUUUGCAGUACAGCAGUGGCCCACAGAAGGGGGGAGGAGAGCAUGUUAACAUUUGCUUCCCAGUGGAUUUUAAGCAGAGAGGAUGUUCUCUCCCAAUCAUCCAUCCCAUCUACAGAUUUAGCAGCUGAUGAUUUACCUCAUACAGAGGCAAAAAGCCAAGUAAUGAAGCAAUUUAAUGUGUGUGCUGCUGAGGCUUGAAAAACCCAAAUCCUCUGCACUAGCAGCAGACAGUUCUGCAGACACCUUUCAAAUGAACUCUUGGGUGCCAAUUUCUGUACAAUAAUAGUAAGAAAGGCUGACAAUCCCAACUUUGAGCUUGCCAUUGGAAUCCAAAGAGGUGUCCCAAUCUGAUAUUUCCCCAUAGGCUUCAGUUCCAGGAGCUGCCUGUUCCUGCUGCUGUACAGACACACUGCAUGUUUUAUGAACUCUAAGGGGAAGGUGCUGUAGUGUGUAAAAGAGUCUCUGUUGCAUUCUUUUGGGGUUUUUAAUGCUUUCAGCAUUACUGAAAUAAAAGCCACAGAGCUAUGUUCUGUUUUUUUGUUAAA
Molecule: messenger RNA, 3693 nt
Organism: Vidua macroura (Pin-tailed whydah)
Lineage: Eukaryota; Metazoa; Chordata; Aves; Passeriformes; Viduidae
Gene: LRRN4
Product: leucine rich repeat neuronal 4
Exons: 5
Coding region: 89-2443 (784 amino acids)
Molecular function (GO): protein binding
Source: RefSeq, a predicted model, not a curated record